This is a messenger RNA of Gambusia affinis (western mosquitofish), 9963 nucleotides long. RefSeq names its product RIMS-binding protein 2. Gene Ontology annotation, molecular function: protein binding. The transcript is spliced from 32 exons. The coding region runs from base 182 to 6928 and encodes 2248 amino acids. Gene Ontology annotation, biological process: neuromuscular synaptic transmission. NCBI's taxonomy places the organism in Eukaryota, Metazoa, Chordata, Actinopteri, Cyprinodontiformes, Poeciliidae. The record is from RefSeq and is a predicted model, not a curated record.
CUCAUCUUUCCACUGGUCCAGUGUUUAAAAAAAAAAAAAUGCAUGCUGCAUGUUUGCUAACCAACCAGCCAUCCCUCACCUGCUGCUCUCUCCUUCUUCAAUACAUGCCCUCUUGUCUAGAAAUAAAAACAUAUAGAGCUAUUCGUUCCCUACUUGCAUGUUGUGCUGUGAAUGAGGCAGCAUGAGAGAAGAUAGGGAUAACCCUCUGGCCCUGUUGUCCAAGAGGUCAUGCCAGAACCAGACAGACUACAGACAAGAGCUGGAGAGGCUGCAGGCCGACUUGGAGGCAGAGAAGAUCCAAACGCUGUGGGCCUGCGGGCAGCUCGGCGUGGAGCUCCGGAGCCUGCGAAGAGAGGCAGAGCGGGAACAUAAGAGGACCGUGAGGGAGCUGUCAGCCAGACGUUUUUGCCUAAGGGACCGAAACCAAAGCAGACAUCUUCUGGCUAAAGAGGGACAAAUAAAAAACAAGGUGCAGUCCUCAGGGGAAGACGGCUUUCAUCUCGGCAGUGAACAAUCAAAGCUGGAGCAGUUGCUGCUCACACUGUAUGAAAAGAUAAAUGGGAAACGGGCAGGUUAUAAAUUUCACCACAGGCGAGAGUUCGAGCUAGAGAAAGCCAUCUUCCUCUGCCGCCUUCUAGAGGCCCAUGGGAGGCUGUUGCAGGGGACUCCAAGGUCAAGACCACCCAACUAUGUAGCCAAAAAAUCCUCAAAGAAGCUGGUCUGGGAUAACAGCUGUAAUCCCCGUCAGUCAACACCACUCCCAACCAGCUCCAGAGCACAGCUGGAAACAACAUCCCUCAGAGAUUUGCCCUCACACAACAAAAAGUGCAAACCUGAUCAGAAGAAGUUGUUCUCAAGCGGCGGGUUACAGACUGCUGGGCCAUGGACCUCCACCGAGGUCAGAGGUGUGGGUCAGAUAAACUCUCUGGAAAUGCAUCACACCAACAACACCAUCCGUGCAGUUCAGGAUAACCAUCCGUCCCUGUGGGCGGAGUCUUCUUCAUCAGACAGGUCGUCAUCGACCAAAUGCUCAAGAAGGAACAUGGAGAAUGGGACAGACUACGGAUUGCUGGUGCGUCAGAACUCAGAACUCCUGCGAGCCCUCGACGAGCUGGAGAAGACUUGCAACACACUGAGGGAAGAGAACGGCCUGCUGCGAAAGAGCAGCGCCCCAGAGACUGAGGAGAAGGUCAGGCGGUUGAGGAGAAAGAACACCGAGCUGACUGUUCUCGCUAAGAGACUGGAAGAGAGAGCUCGCAAACUACAGGAGGCCAACCUCAAAGUGGUGAAUCCUCCUUCGCUCAUCAGACCUGCUGCUGUGGAGCAGUACAAAAGAGCUUUUGCCCGCCAACGAGCUCGUGACCUGGCCCAGCAUGCUGAUGCACUGCUCUCCAAAGACAAAGAGAUUGCUGCCCUGCAGCAGGAGUGCAGACAGCUGGAGGCACGACUCGGACCAGCUAAGGAUUCCUCUGUUCAGUCGUCUUGGGUGGAAUAUGAGAAACUCCUCAGAGAGUCUCAGAAGGAGGUGCUGCGGCUUCAGAGGCAGCUGUCUGUCACUUCGUCCAGGCAAAGGCCCGGCCUCAGGCCUGACGGCGAUGGCACAGACGAGUGUGAGGAAAACGCCAAAGAGGCAGGGCAAGAGAAGGUUUUAGGAGAGCCCCCGUGUGUGGCAUUAGAUGAAGCUCCAUCCAGGUGUGAGAAGACUCCGGCAGAGGCGGGGGAGUCGUGGCUGCAAGUGACGCCCCCACCGGGCCUUAGCCCGACCUCCUCCCACCAGGAGGAACCCACAGAGGAGCAGCGACUACAGUUUCUGGAACGGGAGCUGAGCAGGAAGAGAAAAGAAUGUGAAAAUCUUGAGCAUGAAGUAAAGAAGCGACAGAAGCGAUGUCUGGAUUUGGAGAGCCAGCUUGAGGAUGAGCAAGGCAAAAAUGAGCAACUAAAGGAGGAGGCAGAACUCCUCAGGAGGAAGGUGCAGCUGCUCGACCAGACUCGGGCUGAGAAUGAGGAGCUGAGGGAAGAUCUCUCUGAAGUGACCGCUCAACACAAUUCAGUUCUCGAAGAGAACCAGAGACUCCGUGCCAAACUGGAGAACCUAGAGCAGGUCCUAAAGCACAUGCGAGAGGUCGCCGAGCGAAGGCAGCAGCUGGAAUUGGAACAUGAGCAGGCACUGGCUAUCCUUAAGUUCAAACAGGAUGAGAUCAAAAGGUUACAGCGGGCUCAGUUAUUUGCCAAGAGGGAGCAUGAAGGAGUGGUUCAGAUGCUGGAGGACUUGACUCAGCUCGUGUUCCAGAGGGAGCUGUCGAAGGUACGAGAGCUGGAGGAGAAAUGUCGCAGUCAGAGUGAGCAGUUCGGCCUGCUGUCCCAGGAGUUGGAGAAGUUCCGGCUGCAGGCCUCCAAAGUGGACCUGGCCAGUUCCACCCUCCUCAACAAUCCCAGCCUCUCAGUUCUGACCAACGGGGUGGGCCUGACUACCGAACGAGACUGCACUGGUGGCACACUGGACAUGGUGUCUCUGGGUGAAAUAGCCUUCUGGAGUCUGGAGGGAGGUGACACUCUCUCCUGCCCGGAGGGUAACGAUCCACUCGAUGUGGCCGCCGCUUUGCGCAGGGGGUCCACGCCGCACGCAGCAGGACUCUCCAGGGUGGAGCGCUCGCCCGUAACCAAGCACCGAGAGCUGCCCACCAUCAGCGUCAGCAAGUCGGGGUCUUCCUCCAAGUCGGAAACCACGCACCUCACCCCCAAAUCUGACACCCACCUCAGUCCGCACAAAUCGAGCCCGACGCAUGAGGUGGACACAGCCAGUGAAGUUGAGGAGUUGGACAUCGAUGUGGCCCCGGCACCCUACACAGCCAGCAGGGGAGCAGCAAAGCUUCAGGUUUUUAUUGCCAGAUAUAGUUAUAAUCCUUAUGAUGGGCCGAAUGAUAAUCCUGAGGUGGAGCUGCCUUUGACCGCUGGGGAAUACAUCUACGUUUACGGCGACAUGGAUGACGAUGGUUUCUAUGAAGGUGAGCUGAUGGACGGACGGAGAGGGCUGGUCCCCUCCAACUUCGUGGAACGUGUGUCAGACGAUGACGUAAUGAGCGCGCAGCACCCAGAGACCGGGGACGUGUCGCACAACUCCCUGCUAGACAGCAGCCUGCACAGUGCCAGCCACCAGCAGCACCACCACCACCUGGGCGUCGGCGCCUCAGAAAUAGAUUCGGUGUCGGCCUCGUCCGUUCCGGCCCCCCUCACCAACGGCCUGGACCUGGAUUUGGAGGAGGUGGGAGUGGACGUCGUGCCUUACCCACGGAAACUUACCCUCAUCAAGCAGCUUGCCAAGAGCAUCAUCAUCGGCUGGGACCCCCCGUUGGUGCCGGCCGGGUGGGGCAACGUGUGGAGCUACAACGUGUACGUCGACCAGGAGCUGCGGCUGAACGUGCCCUUUGGCGCUCAGACCAAAGCGGUGCUGGAGCGGCUUGACGUCAACCUCAAAGCCUACCGGGUUUCGGUCCAAAGCCUGACAGAGAAGGGCCUGUCAGACCAGCUCCGCUGCAGCAUGCUGGUCGGCCGGGACGUCUGCGUGGCGCCCACGCAGCUGCACGUGGACAGAGUUACCGCCACGUCCGCCAACCUGACCUGGCUGCCCAGCAACAGUAACUAUGUGCACAUUGUGUCCUUGAACGAUGAGGAGCGUGAGCUGGUGAAGGCUGGCUGCUACUCGCUGUGCCUCAAUAACCUCUCGCCCAGCCUGCAGUACACAGUCAAAGUGGAGGCGCGGCCCCACAGAACGCCGUGGGAGCUCCCUGUGGAGCGGCGGGAACACAGGAGCGCCACCAUCAGCUUCAGCACGCUGAUGGCAGGUCCCCCUGACGCUCCGCUGGACGUACAGCUGGAGCCCGGCCCCUCUCCCGGGAUCGCUCUCAUCAGCUGGCUGCCGGUCACCAUAGAUGCUGCCGGUACCUCUAACGGAGUCCGGGUCACUGGAUACACCAUAUAUGCGGACAAGAAGAAGGUCUUGGAAGUGGCGUCGCCGACAGCUGGAAGUGCUCUGCUGGGCCCCUCUCAGAUCCAGGCCCUCCAGGCGGCUCAGGAGCUCACUGUCCGCACCAUGUCUGCCCACGGGGAAUCCUGCGACUCUUUUCCAGUAAACGUGCCCUCCAAACUGGCCGCCGUCAUGGCAGGCCCGACUCCGACCGCCCCAGUUGUGCCACACCUCCCCUGCACCUCAGUAGCCCCCAGUAACUUAUCCCCACUUCCGUCUUAUGGAAACUCUGCUGCCAAAGUCUCUGUGCUGCCCAACACUCUGCCAUCAGGCCCCGCAGUGGAGGUUGCUGCCAACCUGCCUCAUGCUCUCCACUCACAAGAUCGUCUGUUAUCUGCCUCCUAUGUGAAAGCCUGGGCCGAGCCGACUUCUGCUGCUGCCUUGACUGUGUGUGAGGCCGCCUUACCCGUGGCCUCCGCCGUUCCUCCAGUGGUUAAUGUGGCCUCACCCAUCAACACAGCACCUCAGCCGUCUCCAGCAGCAGCGACGCCACCUCCGCCUGCUCAAGUGGAGAUUGCGGCGCCAGCGGCAGUGUUGGAUCUCCGCAGAGACACCGACAGCCCCGGGACAAUACGUCCUUUCCCAUCCAUCACAGAGUUCAUCGAGGACCCCUGUGCCAAGCUUGGGACCCCUGAGCGCGUCGCAAGUCCGCCUAAAGCCCCGAUUGUUGACCUCUUGAACCCGCAGAGCACUAAUGUUCUGCGACCACCCAGCACUUCGCCACUGGAGUCGGAGGUGGAGGAGGAACUGGAGAACACUCGGCUGGUGUCCAUUGAGGAGUUCUUGAGGCAAGACCAGGAGCCGGCUUACUGUAGUAGGCAGCAGAGUUACAGCCUGAUGGAGCCUCACAGCGACUACCAUGCAGACAACAGCCAUUCAGAUCUGUCGGAUAUCCUGGAGGAGGAGGAGGAAGACCUUUACUCGGACCACCUUGGAGAAGUACAGGCCAGGGGUUACACAGUGGGAGCCAACAGGUCACGCAAACUGGAGACGCCGGACAGUGACGAGGACGUUCUUGAACGGAUCCUUAAGUUGCCUCCUCAGGUCCCGCAGUGCAAACAGCUGUUCAGCAUCGCCGAGGUGACGGAGGAGGAGGAUAGCAGUCAGGAAGAGCCUUUACUCCACCCCAGCAAGCCUCGGCCCAGGUCCAUUCUUCCUAGAGACUUUGAGCAUCGCCAUUACCCACAUCCCCCGGACCCACACAUCCAGCACCACCACCACCACUUCAACAGGGAUCCCAGAUCCCUUGCCAAAGAGCCUUCUGUCCGACAAGAACCCCUGCAGGUUAAGCCGAAGACACAGCACAGGGUGCGCUACGCUGACACGGUCGACACUGUAAAUUAUCCCGAAGACGAAAGCUUGUAUCCGAGUCCCGCUAGCAGGCGAGUCUCAGCUCGCUGUCCGCCCAAACUCACCCCCACUAUCAAAGAGAGAGCGUUGCUCAAAGGGCUAGGGGACCGCCUUAGAAGGGAGGCCAUGCUCAGGAGUCAGAUGGCUGCCGCCACCGCCGCCGUGGAGAGCCCCGACCAUGGCCCUACCCCGCCAAGACCCUACCCAGUCAGCAAGACGGUGCGGACUGUGAGGUCGCCGGUCGGCCGCAGGACGGAGAUCGACGUGGAGUACGGCACGGACAACGAAGAGCCCGCCGAGUACGGGCGUGGGGAGGUGGUGCUGGAGCAGAUGAGCUCCGAGUGGUGGGUCGAGGGUUCUCCAGCGGAGCACGGCAAACCGCCUCACCACAGAGGACUGAAGGCUGAAGCAGCGGAGCCCGGUCAGUUCCCUCCAGCUGUGGCGGGCCCAUCCAGAGGUGGCCAGGCAGAACUCUCUUCUAGACCAAUGACCUCGCACACCGGGCAGCACAAAGGUGAAUCUCCAAAGAUAAAAGGAGAUGCCGGCGUACGCAUCUUUGUGGCGCUUUUCCCAUAUGAUCCCAUCACCAUGUCUCCUAAUCCUGAUGCUGCAGAGGAGGAGCUGCCCUUUAGCGAGGGACAGAUCAUCAAAGUUUACGGAGAGAAAGACGCGGACGGGUUUUACCGGGGGGAGUCAGGGGGCCAUCUGGGCUACGUUCCGUGUAACAUGGUGUCUGAGAUCCAGGUGGAGGACGAGGAGACCCAGCAGCAGCUACUGCAGCAGGGCUUCCUGUCCACGGCUACAUCCAUGGAGAAGAUUGGCACUCGCACAUAUGCACAGCUUCCGCGUCGCCCUGUUCCACCGCCGAAACCGAGACGAUCCAAGAAAGUGGAGUCUGCAGCGCUCUGGGAGGAGAGCAUAGACUCCUCCAGUCAAGAUCCCAGCCACAGCGCUGCUCCAGCAACCGCAGGGAAACCGGCCUCCGGGGCUCGAAGGAUGGUCGCCGUCUUUGACUACGAUCCGCGAGAGAGCUCCCCCAACACCGACAUAGAGGCCGAGCUGACUUUCAGCGCAGGAGACAUCAUACACGUGUUUGGUGACAUGGACGAAGACGGUUUUUUCUACGGAGAGUUGAACGGACACAGAGGCUUGGUGCCCUCCAACUUCCUGCAAGCCUUCCCAGAAGAACCUCCUCCUCCAGAACCGGUCAGUACCCAACCGGCUCCAGAACCCAGGAAAGAAUUACAGGAUACUUGCACCUCCUCUUCAGAGCCACAAGAUUUGGUCCCAUCCGCGCUAGAAGGGGCUUUUUGUCUCCCAGCUGAACCUUCGAUCCCGAACAGGAAGGAGCCGCCAGAUCUGCAGCUGGAAGCCGCCGCGAGUCCGACCCCCGACCUGACCCCUGCUCCCGAUCCAGCUGCAGCGGAGGUCCGCUCCUCUCCUCUGGACACCCCAGCUCCCUCAGCGUCGGCCGUGCAGGCCAAGAAGAAGAAAGGCUUUUUCUCCAAAGGCAAGAAACUGCUCAAGAAGCUGGGAUCCAGCAAGAAAGAAUGAGACUCGGAACCCUCGUAUCACGUUUAAAGCACUUUUCUCUGUCUGUACUGUUAAGUCUCAUGCGGUAAUCAAUGCUGUUCGCGACUAACUGAUGCGUUAACCAUCAGUAAUUAAACUUUUGCCUUAGACCAGCGAGUAAACAUAGAGCACUCUGCAACACAGAAUAUCCGCUUGCAGCAUGUUACGCGUGCAUGUUGAGCUGAGCAAACUUCCCAAACAUUUAUUCUAAAUUCUUGCGCUUUAUCAACUUGUCGCAGUUAAACGACGCAGCAAUAACAUACCAACACGUAAGAAUGAUUUAGACCUAUUUAAUGCUGAGCAGUGUCGAUUAGAAGACUCCCAACGGCCGGGUCGGCGUUAGCUUUAGCGCUCCUCUGCUGGGGCCACCUUAUUUAUCUGAAGCCAACAGAAAGAAGCAGCAAUUUUGCUCUUUUUUUCUGUUGCGGCUGUUUAUAAAUGCACUAUCCACCCUGAUGGGGUGGAGUUAUAUUAUCUCUGUUCUCCCUCUAUGUUACUUUGUACAAAAUCGUAUUUAUUUGUAAUUGCUAGCUGCGCGUGAAGCUAACUGGUGAGCUUAGAGCUGUCAUAGGCAGCAGGGCUCUUCUGAUUGUUGAGGUUGAAUGAAUGUGAAAGCAUGUCACUGCUUCAUUUGUUUCCCUAGAAUGGUUGUGUUAGUAGCCAACAUGGGGAUUAUUGGGUCAACGUGGCCGAGUCCCACAAGAUGAAAUAGUUGUUUGGUUUCAGUUGGAGUUAGGUUCAUCAUCAGCCUCUAGAUUCUGUCUAUGAACGUGGGUACAGAUGUAGACAUAUAUUCAAACCCUGCAGGUACCAAAAGUCUUCAAAUAAAUUCAGCUUUUAUUGCAGUGGCACAUUCUCACAAAAAAAUAUGGAAAUCCAAGUUUUAAUUUGAGUCCUUUACCUCUGUGUUGCCCGUAUGUUCUCACCCGAUUUUUAAAUAAAAUAAUCUCAAAAUGUUUAUGAUGCCCAGGCUUCUGGUAGCUUAUCAGUCUCUGCAUGUGUUUGUGACAGUGGGACAAUCACAAAAAAAAACAACCAAUUGGUAUUUACUCAUUUUAAAACUUUUCAUUGUGAGGUCACUGCAAUAAAAUCUAAAUAUAUAUAUAAUUUUUUUUAGAGAGGGGGGGGACAUUUGCUUGUGUCUAUAAAUGAAAUCCAUAGCAGAGAUGCCUUUCUCACGCACAAAAAAGAAAUCCAGAUGGCCUGAAUAGGCAGAUCUGCAGCAUCCAGACAUCAAGCAUCUGUUGAUUAUUACUACAAACUAGCAGUCAGUUACCACUAAAAUCUCCAGUGUGCUUUAAAUGAACUGAGAGAAGGUAAGAGAACCAAUUUCUAGAGAAAGAUAAACCAAGUUUUCUCUACUAUCACAGUCUAACAGAUGCGGAGGAAACCAGAGCUACUACUGACGCUUCCUACCUUCAAUCCACUAAUGCACACCGACUCAUCUGUCAUCCUAUUUGCUUAACAUCUCAGUUUUACACCCUGUCGUUAGUUUGUUAAGGUUUAACUCCUCUCCAAACAUGUCAGAUGUUAGAGAUUCAUUCUUAUUUGAAUGUAGCAUGCUUUUUUUUUUUUUUCUUAAAUGUUAGCCUGCAGGAACAUCACUUCCUGGAUCUGCAUUGAAGCAGAGCGUUUGCACCGAAGGCUUGUGGUGUUGCUGUACUGUGAGACUCCGCAAUAAGUUUCUACUGUCACCUCCGGCCUGCAGUGUUGCAACGUAAAUGUUUAUGAUUAGCAUAUGCAGUGUGGUUAGCAGUGCUGACUAGCUUGACUUUAGCAAUACAUAAUGCCGUGUUAGAGAGUUAGAACCGCGUUGUGUUGUUUAUGUAGGGCUUAUUGCAGCUUUAUUAAAGUAAAGCUGUAAUUGAAGAGUUUAUUUUGAGUGCAGAGCAGGCCCCCUUCUUUUCUUUUUUUUUAACUAUUCCCCACCUGCGACGCUCACUCUGAUUUUCUCCCCUCCGUCUCUCCUGCGCAGGGCUGCCAGGCGGCUCCUCAGGUUUCUCACCUGUUCAUUCUGGCUGUCGUAAAGCUGCAGAAUAUGCCAAAACGUUAGGUGCUUCGCUUUUUUACGAGAGAGACGGAAUAUUCCCAGCAGCAUGCUUCUCCCGACUGUUUUUUUUUUUUUUUUUUUUUUAAGGGUUCGCUCUGUGAAUGUUUCAAUUUCUCCUGGUUUCGUAAAGGGAGCAUGACGAUGCCAAGAGCAAAACCAGAAAGCGGGUCGUCAAAGACACGUUAGACAUUGAAUAGCCGGGAUAGAUGCAAGCCAGAGGCAGUACUGAAUGCUUUUCGUUUGUUUGUAGGGGCUUUCUUCUUCUUCUUCUUCUUCUUCCUCUUCACUUUCUUCUUUUGUGUUUUAACAAGGGGUUGAACGCUCCCGAAAGUUGCCGAAAUGUACAGCUGAUAGUUGUAAUGUGUUAAACGGCCUUUAACGCGCCAGUCUGGUCCUCUCGUCUGCUGCCUAGCAACACGAGAGGCUCCUCUGCUGACUGGCUCCGACUGAGACCCAUGUAGAUAAAGUUUUUGGGUUUGUUUGUUUUUUUUGUAGCUCAGAUUAUCAUUUCUAGCCUUACAUGAAGACCUUGUUUAGUCUUAAUAUGUUGUUUACAGGAUGUUCGCAUGCAUGUUCUACCCAUGUUCGGCCUUAUUUUCGUUGCUCUCACAUUUCAGUUUUAGGCAGACAUGUCUGCUGUGUCGACGCCUCUGCGGGAACGAAGCUGUGUGUGUGUGUGUGUGUGUAUAUAUACUGUAACGAACCGGUGGGAUACGCGUUAUAAUUUCAUUAUUUUCAUACAUCGCAGAAAAUCUUUCUGUCUCUCCUUAUCUACAUUCAUUGUUUGAAACCACUGUAAGAUGAACCUUUUUAUAUAUUAUUAUAAUAAUUAUUAUUAUUAUUCUUUUUACUACACUUUCUGGAAGCUUAUCUGUAUAUAUUUUGAGAAUUUUUCAGAUGUUAUUUUGUUCUUUUUUUUCUUUUCUUGUUUUUGUUUUUUGUUUUUUGCAUGUCCAAGCAGUGUUGU